UUGUCAGUGUUGUUCCUCCUUUGCAACUACUCACCCUCUUCAUCUCUCUCUCUCUCCCUCUUCCUCUCCAUCAAUGGCGGCUCGAGCAAGCCCAGGGGCUUCGACAGCAUCUGCGACAUCUCAAACCAGUGUCCGUCACUCAGGUUUGGUCAAGAAGUUUCUGCUGGUGUUCAUUGUUGGGUUCGUGGCUUACACUUAUCAAGCGAUCCAGCCUCCUCCUCCAAAGAUCUGUGGCUCUCCUGGUGGUCCUCCCGUCACAGCGCCGAGAAUAAAGCUACGAGAUGGAAGGCAUUUGGCUUACAAAGAGCACGGGGUACCGAGAGAGAAGGCGAGGCAUAAGGUUGUCUUCGUUCAUGGUUUUGAUAGUUGUAGGCAUGAUGCUGCUUUUGCAACUCUACUCUCACCGGAUAAAGUGGAGGAGCUAGGCCUUUACAUGGUAUCCAUUGACAGACCUGGUUAUGGAGAGAGCGAUGCCGACCCGAAACGGACUCCGAAAAGCUUGGCAUUAGACAUAGAAGAACUUGCUGAUCAACUGGAUCUCGGAUCCAAAUUCUACGUGCUUGGUUAUUCGAUGGGUGGACAGGCGAUAUGGGCAUGCCUUAAGUACAUUCCACACAGGUUAGCCGGAGCGACCCUUGUGGCUCCGGUAAUUAACUACUGGUGGAAGAACUUGCCCUCGAACAUGUCCAUGGAAGCUUUUAACCAGCAACCGCCAAGGGACCAAUGGGCGGUUCGUGUGGCUCACCAUGCUCCUUGGCUUACUCAUUGGUGGAACACUCAGAAAUGGUUCCCAGGCUCAAGCGUUGUGUCCCGAAAUCUCGGGUUGUUGUCUCAAUCAGACAAAGAGAUCAUUUUUAAGAUUGGUGCUGCGAGGAGGGAAUACGAGCAUUUAGUAACGCAACAAGGAACACACGAGAGCCUGUUUCGAGAUAUGAUUGUUGGAUUUGGGAAAUGGGAAUUCGACCCGACACAGCUCGAAAACCCGUUCCCAAGCAAUGAGGGUUCUGUCCAUUUGUGGCAAGGUGACGAAGAUGCCCUUGUUCCCAUCUCCCUUCAGCGUUACAUAGCUCAGAAACUUCCGUGGCUUCGCUACCACGAGGUUCCGGGAGGAGGUCACAUGUUUAGCUUCGCUAAAGGUAUGGUUGAGGAAAUCGUUACAACGCUCUUAGCAAGUGUCGAGAAGGAUUGAAAUGCUCAAUACACAUCUUAUGAAGAAACAUUGCUUGAUAUUGAUAAUAAUGAUGAUGAUGUGGGAUAUGAUAUGAGCAUAUUCUGCUGUUGUAAUGUUGUCUGGUUUUAGGUUCCUUAGUUGUCAUGAUUGUCAUAUUUUCGUCAAGUUAGAAAUGCUCUUUUGGUUUGGUUA
Messenger RNA from Tarenaya hassleriana, 1363 nucleotides. RefSeq lists its product as uncharacterized. NCBI's taxonomy places the organism in Eukaryota, Viridiplantae, Streptophyta, Magnoliopsida, Brassicales, Cleomaceae. The record is from RefSeq and is a predicted model, not a curated record. The transcript is spliced from 5 exons. The coding region runs from base 74 to 1189 and encodes 371 amino acids.